AUGGAUUCAGCAAGGCUCUGGAUAACCCUCAUUGGGCUGAUCAGCUACCCCAUCGUGAUUACCUUUUAUCGACUCUACUCCCAUCCAUUGAGAAACAUACCGGGUCCUAAGUUAGCAGCGGCUACCCACCUAUAUGAGUGGUACUAUGAUUUAUUCCUGGGAGGGAGGUACCUCUUCGAGAUCGAGAGAAUGCACGAGAGAUACGGGCCCAUCGUGCGUAUCAACCCCCGAGAGAUCCACAUCAGCGACCCGCAUUACUACGACGAAAUCUACGCCCCAAGCACCCGCAGACGCAAUAAGGAUGCAGAGUUCGUUUCAUUCUCGGGCAUGCUCCACUCCACCCUGUCGACAACAGAUCACGACGUCCACCGCUUUCGUCGUGGCAUCGUGAACAAUCUCUUCUCGAAGAAGUCGAUCUGUGGGCUAUCUCACCUUGUCGAAGAGAAGGUCCACAAGCUUAUGCAACGCUUUGAAGCCUUUCAUCGAGCUCAGAAAGUAGUCCGGCUCGAUGAUGCCUUUGCAGCUAUGACCUCUGAUGUCAUCACACAUUACUGCUAUGGCAAGAGUUGGGACUAUCUCGAUGACGCGAGUCUGCGCACGGAUGUUCGCCAAGCCGUUCAUGAUCUCACUUGUAGUGUUCAUUUCAAUCGAAUUUUUCCAAUUUUCCUUGCCGUGCUCCAAAAGCUACCACUUCGGUUGUUGCAUGCGAUUCAUCCGGGAAGAUCAAUUGUAUUGGAUAUCCAGAAGACAAUCUAUGAGCAGUCAGCUGAGGCACUUCAUGGGGAUAAAUAUGAUAUCGGCCAGGAUGAUGCCGUUGGCAAACAUAGGACCAUCUACGACCAGCUGACGGAUCCCAGCAUUCCAGCUGAAGAACGAUCCCUCCAGCGUCUGCAAGAUGAAGGUCUUCUGUUUAUCAGUGCUGGUACAGAGACAACCGCCAGAGCAUUGACAACGGCCUGCUUCCAUAUCGCAUCGGACGAUGAGGUACGCGGUCGAUUACGAGAUGAGCUGAGGGCCGUCCUGCCGACGCCUACCCGUCCUAUUACAUGGUCCGAGUUGGAAAGGUUGCCUUAUUUAACUGCCUCAAACACCACUAACCCUAUUUCACAGACUGGGACCGUCAACGAAUCCCUCCGUCUGGGCGGCUUCCUCACAACCCGAUCCCCUCGCAUAGCACCGGACGAACCCCUAACCUACAAAGAAUACACAAUCCCACCCGGCGUAAGCAACCUCUCUUCCACCCAACAACAUAUCACUAACAGAACCCCACAGACCCCAGUCAGCUCCUCAAGCUACUUCGGCCACAAAAACCCAAGUAUCUUCCCGGAGCCGGAGAAGUUCUCUCCCGAACGAUGGAUCUCCGCCAGUAAGAACAACGAGCACCUUUUCAAAUACAUUACGUCCUUCUCCCGAGGUAGCCGGAUAUGUGCCGGCAUGAACCUCGCAUUCCUUGAGUUGUAUAUGACUCUGGCGUACUUUGUACGUCGGUUCGAUGUUGAGCUGGUCGAUACAACACUGGAGGAUAUGAGGAUAGUGAGGGAUAUGGGGGUUGGAUUUACGCAUCGGGGUGAGCUGAGUGUUUAUGGUAGGAUUGGGAAGGUUUGUGAGGAUUGA
Messenger RNA from Aspergillus pseudotamarii, 1614 nucleotides. Its product is annotated as cytochrome P450. The record is from RefSeq and is a predicted model, not a curated record. The transcript has 4 exons. Gene Ontology annotation, molecular function: iron ion binding; oxidoreductase activity, acting on paired donors, with incorporation or reduction of molecular oxygen; monooxygenase activity. Lineage: Eukaryota; Fungi; Ascomycota; Eurotiomycetes; Eurotiales; Aspergillaceae. The coding region runs from base 1 to 1614 and encodes 537 amino acids.